Messenger RNA from Amaranthus tricolor (Joseph's coat), 4697 nucleotides. RefSeq names its product myosin-2. The record is from RefSeq and is a predicted model, not a curated record. Gene Ontology annotation, cellular component: myosin complex; vesicle; cytoplasm. Gene Ontology annotation, molecular function: actin filament binding; ATP binding; microfilament motor activity. Lineage: Eukaryota; Viridiplantae; Streptophyta; Magnoliopsida; Caryophyllales; Amaranthaceae. Bases 498 to 4151 code for a protein of 1217 amino acids. Gene Ontology annotation, biological process: vesicle transport along actin filament; actin filament organization. The transcript has 24 exons.
UUUGAAUGUUUUUAAAUUAAUUUCAAAUAAAUCGCUUUUUCUCUCUUACCAUACACACAUUUUCAGUUUCUCUCCCUCCCUCUGCUAUCACUCCACCUAUUUCUUUCCUUUUUUUCCCCAAUUAACAAUCAGAUUAGGUUUUCAAACCCCAGCAAAUUAACAGCUUUUCAAAUUCAAUCACCCAACUAUCAAUUAUACAUAUAACAAUCCUUAAUUCUUCCUAAUUUUAUCCCAUUUUUAGCAAUUUUCACUUCCAUUUUCAAAUUCCCUUUCUUACUUCCCAAACCCCCCUUUUCAUUCUCUUUUACCAUACCUGAAUCAUCAUUAACAACCCAAUAAAAUUCUAGUUUUUUUAAACAAAACCCAGAUUUCUAAUUUCUCUUAUUCCAACAAAACCCAGAUUUCUAAUUUCAUUUUCAAUGUCAAACAAUUAAUCUUCAUUUAGGAUUCAUCAAUUUUUGUUGUAAAAAGAAAUUAGGUAGAUAAAUUAAGCAAAAAUGAUGUCAACAUCGCCAACAAUGAUGCGAAGUUCAUUGGAAGAGAUGUUAGAGAAUCUCCGUAAAAGAGAUGAAGAACAACCUAAAGACAUUCCCCCAGCAUUACCUUCUAGACCCACAUCUAGAGCCCGUUUACCCUCUGCAAGAAGGUCUUUGCCGGUCGGGUUUAAGGUUUCCGGUGAUGAUUCUAAAAGAAAGCCUGAUGAUGACGUAGAUGAGAGAGAAAAGAAACUUGGAGUGGGGCCCUGGUUUAGGAGGAAGAAUAGUUUUGGUAACAGUAAGAAGAAGAUGAAAUCAGAUCAGUCACCUUACAAUGGAGUUGAAGAUAGUCAAAGUCAAGAUGAUGAAAAUAGUGUUAAUGGUGAUGGGGUCACACCUACUUCUAAAUUUAUGAUUGAGUGGGAAGAUAAUCUUGAUUAUUUCAUCAAAAAGAAACUUCGUGUGUGGUGUCGACUUGCUUCUGGACAUUGGGAGCUGGGGAGGAUUCAGUCCAUCUCAGGCGAGGAGUCUCUUUUACAACUUUCAUCAGGCAAUGUCGUCAAAGUCUUGAAAACUGAGCUCCUACCUGCAAAUCCAGAUGUUCUUGAUGGUGUAGAUGACUUAAUACAGCUUAGUUAUUUGAAUGAGCCUUCAGUUCUUUGCAAUCUUCAGUACAGAUAUUCACGUGAUCUGAUCUAUAGUAAAGCAGGUCCCGUAUUGAUAGCAAUCAAUCCGUUCAAGGCUGUCCAACUAUAUGAGAGCAACCAUGUCGAUGCUUAUAGACAGAAGCUUGCUAACAGUCCUCAUGUUUUUGCGAUAGCAGAUGCGGCUUAUGAUGAGAUGAUGAGAGAUGGUGUGAAUCAAUCUAUUAUUAUAAGUGGGGAGAGUGGUGCUGGGAAAACAGAAACAGCAAAGAUUGCAAUGCAAUAUUUGGCUACACUUGGUGGUGGUGGAAAUGGGAUUGAACGAGAAGUUCUUCAAACAAGUUGUAUAUUAGAAGCGUUUGGAAAUGCGAAAACCUUUAGAAACGACAACUCUAGUAGAUUUGGAAAGUUGAUUGAAAUUCAUUUCAGUAUGGCAGGAAAGAUAUGUGGUGCCCUUAUUCAAACUUUCCUGCUUGAAAAGUCAAGAGUAGUUCAACUAGCGAACGGGGAAAGGUCAUACCAUGUCUUUUAUCAACUUUGUACUGGCGCACCAUCUGAUCUAAGAGGUAGAUUGAAUAUUAAAACGGCUAAUGACUACAACUAUCUUAAUCAGAGUAAUUGCUUGGUGAUUGAUAAUGUUGAUGAUGUGCUGAACUUUCAUAAGCUUCAGGAAGCUUUGGAUAUUGUUCGAAUCCGCACAGAAGACAAGGAGAUGAUGUUUGCUGUUCUCACUGCAAUUUUAUGGCUUGGAAACAUAUCUUUUCAAGUUGUUGACAAUGAAAAUCACGUGGAGGUGGUGGCUAAUGAAGCUGUGACUUCUGCUGCCAAUUUAAUUGGUUGCUCUGAGGAGGACUUGAUGCUGGCUUUAUCAACUCGGAAAAUUCAAGCUGGAAAGGAUAACAUUGCAAAGAAAUUAACUCUACAGCAGGCAACGGACACCAGAGAUGCCUUAGCAAAACUUAUCUACGCCAGAUUGUUUGAUUGGCUUGUGGAACAAAUCAAUAAAUCUCUUGAAGUGGGUAAAAGGCGAACUGGAAGAUCCAUAAACAUUCUGGAUAUAUAUGGCUUUGAGUCAUUUCAGAAAAAUAGCUUCGAGCAAUUUUGCAUUAAUUAUGCAAAUGAGAGAUUGCAGCAACAUUUCAAUCGCCAUCUCUUCAAACUGGAACAAGAUGAUUAUGAAGCUGAUGGGAUUGACUGGGCAAAAGUUGAUUUUGAGGACAACCAAGAGUGCUUGAACCUCUUUGAGACGAAACCUCUGGGGCUCUUAUCUCUGUUGGAUGAGGAAUCAAAUUUUCCCAAGGCCACUGAUCUUACUUUUGCCAGCAAGCUUGAACGACAUUUGGGCACCAAUUCCUGUUUUAAAGGAGAAAGAGACGGCGCAUUUAGUAUUUGCCAUUAUGCAGGACUGGUUCCUUAUGACACUACUGGGUUCUUGGAGAAGAACAGAGAUCCUGUGCACUCUGAAUCUCUCCAGUUACUCCAGUCAUGCAGCUUUCCAUUGUUGCGGCUGUUUGCUUCCAGUAUGCUUGACCAAUCUCAGAAGUGUAUCAGUCCCAAUGGCCCAUUAGCGCUGGUUACCCAGAAGCAAAGUGUUGCAACAAAGUUCAAGAGUCAACUUUACAAACUAAUGCAGCAGCUGGAAGAUACCACUCCUCACUUCAUCCGAUGCAUAAAACCAAACAGUAAGCAACUUCCUGGUGUGUAUGACAACGAUCUUGUCAUGCAACAAUUAAGAUGCUGUGGAGUUCUUGAAGUUGUAAGGAUUGCUAGGUGUGGGUAUCCUAAUAGGAUAACUCAUCAAGAAUUUGCGCAAAGGUUUGGCUUCCUGCUUUCUGAUAAGAGCGUAUCUCAGGACCCCUUGAGUAUUUCAGUUGCUAUUUUGCAACAAUUUAACAUUCUUCCUGAAUUAUACCAAGUUGGCUAUACAAAAUUAUAUUUCCGGAUUGGGCAAAUUGCGGCAUUGGAAGAUACAAGAAAACAAGUACUGCAGUCUGUUAUCGGAUUACAAAAAUGCUACCGUAGUUAUAGAGCUCGAACAGAGUUUACGGAACUGAAGAAAGGAAUAUCUACGUUGCAGUCCUUCAUCCGUGGGGAAAUUACCAGAAGGAAGUAUGGGUCUUUAUUACUGAAGCAUAGAGCCCAAUUGCAAAAGCUUAAGAACAACCAUAAGCAUACGCGCAGUGCUUCAAAAGCUUUGGAUGAGCAGCAGAAAGCAAUCGUUCAAUUACAGUCUGUGGUACGUGGUUGGUUGGCUCGAAAGCAUUUUGAUGACAUGCUGACAAUCGGAGACUCCAACGUCAAAUAUAUGAAUAAAAACAAUGUCAAGGAUAGCAAAACUGGACAAAUGAAGGAUUUGUCCCGAGCGAAUCUUCAAGUUUCCAAUAGCGCUGUGGAGGAGCUUCAAAGACGGGUUGCAAGAGCCGAAGCAACUUUAGCUCAGAAGGAAGAAGAGAACACUUCAUUAAGGACACAGUUACAGCAGUAUGAGAUGCGGUGGUCAGAUUAUGAAGCUAAAAUGCGGUCAAUGGAGGAUAUGUGGCAGAAGCAGAUAACAUCUUUGCAAAUGAGCCUAGCUGCAGCUAAAAAGAGUCUUGUCCCCGAGGAUGCUGCUGGUCAACCUGGAAGGCAAGAUGCAUCACCAUCACCUCGCUCUUACGAUUCAGAUGAUAACUUGUUUAUGGGCCCUCGGACUCCCGGAGAGUGCACACCAAUGAAGUACUCAAAUCCCAUUGCUGAAGCUCGAGAAGUUAAUGGAGGUGGCCUAAAUCCAGUCAAUCGUUUGGCAAAGGAGUUUGAGCAGCAAACACAAGUUUUUGAUGAAGAUGCUAGAGCUCUUUUCUCGGUGCCGUCUACACCAGGUAUGAACUCCUUUGAUGAGCUUCGGAGACUGAAGAUGAAAUUCGAAGUAUGGAAGAAGGAAUACAAAGUUCGGCUGAAGGAGACAAAACAAACGCUUCACAAGAUUGGGCAUGCUGAUGUGGAGAAGCAUCGUCGUAAAUGGUGGGGAAAAUUGAGUGGAAGAGUACAUUAAUCGGAGAAAACUUCAUAUCUUUCAAAUUUCUCUGUAAACUACUUCGCUCAUCAACUUCUUGAGCCAAAACGUGUUCUGGCAUGCCGUGCAAGUACAUUAAGCGGAGAUAACAUGAACACGGUUUGUGUUGUAUGUCUACCAAAUUUUGUUGCUUGGUGGAAAACCUGAUGAUAUCAAGGUGUAUUUUUAAAGGGUUACUGUCCGGGAGAAGAUGUGACGACAUUCAAUGUAUAUAUAGUGAAUAUAGGCGUUCCAAAAGGCGGAAGCGAAGCUUAUGUUGUGUUUUUAUGUAAGGUUGUAGCCAAUCAAUUAGUUUGUUGGAACUCUUGGAUUUUCUUCCUCGUACUUUUAUCACUCAUGUUCUUCCAACAUUUUUGAGUUCAUGAACACUUGAUUUUUUCCAAAUUUGUUGUAAUAUUGUCUAUCGGCACAUCCCCACAUCUUGUACGAGAGCCAUUCUUUACAUCUUUUGAUCGAGCAAAUGGGGUAUCGUGCAUUCGGGUUGUAGUAUAACCGACAUAUUAAUGAUAUUGAUUUGUUGGAUAA